CGUAUGAAGAACAACCAGCACUCAACUUCAGAAAUCCACUCUUCUUCUUCUCGCGAGUUUCUGAAAUAAUUCAAGAAUUCAAUUUUUAGUUCCUUAUUGUUUGUUAGUUUUUGGUAUAAACAAACAAUUCAUUUUAUACAGUUUGUUAUUAUCCUGAUCUGAAGAGCAUGUGUAAAAUACUAGCAAAGUUUUGUAUUCAAACCAGUUGAUCAGUUUGUUUCUACCUCUGUUAAAAUGGUUUUGCAAAAUACCGGAAAAUUUAACAAGUUCCGGGGUGGCGGAGGUGGGAGGGACAAUUCUGACCGUUGGGAGAGUCGUAGGGACACUGAAGCUGGGGCCAGCUUGGAGGGUGGGGCUGUGAGCCAACAGGAAAAUAGUGAGAAAAGGGAUGACAACUCAGAAUUUCGGUUGCUGCAAUCGUUGCAAAAUGACUCUAUUGAUUCAAAAUAUGGAUUUGACAGGGUUAAAGAUGCGACGGAGAGAGUGGGAUGGCUUCUAAAUAUGCAUCCGACUGAAGUUUUAGAUGAAGAUAAGCGACUCGUUGGUGCUGUGGACUAUUAUUUCAUUCAGGACGACGGCACACGUUUUAAAGCCACUUUGGCAUACAAUCCAUACUUUUAUAUACUCCCGAAACCUGGAACUGAGAAAGAAGUUGCUCUAUUUAUUCAGAAAAAAUUCAGUGGAUUCCUAGCAGGAUCAGAAUAUGUGUCAAAAGAAGACCUGGAUUUGCCAAACCAUCUUGUUGGACUACAACAACAAUAUUUAAAACUUUCAUUUUUAAAUGUGGCCGAUCUUCAACGAGUGAGAAGAGAUAUACUGCCAGCAGUUCGAAAAAAUCGAGAACGAGAAAAAUCACAUACAGCAUAUGCAGACAUGUUGCGACAAAGUUAUAUUGGAGAUAUGUCAGAAUUUUCACAUCAAAGAAGUGGUACUGAUCAAAUGGAAAAUAUUAUCGACAUCAGAGAGUACGAUGUCCCAUACCACGUCCGAGUAUCAAUUGACAAGAAGAUAUUUGUUGGACUUUGGUACAGUGUCAAACUUCAAAUUGGAGUCAGUCACAGCCCAAUAAUCCAGAGGAGGACAGACUUAAUUGAAAAUCCAGACACUAUUGUCUUGGCGUUUGAUAUUGAAACUACAAAAUUGCCUCUUAAAUUCCCAGAUGCAUCGUUUGAUCAAGUUAUGAUGAUUUCAUACAUGAUUGAUGGACAGGGAUUUUUAAUUACAAAUCGUGAGAUUGUGUCGGCGGAUGUGGACGAUUUUGAAUAUACUCCAAAACCAGAGUUUGAAGGAAAUUUUGUCAUCUUGAACGAACCGAAUGAAUUCGCCUUAAUCAAACGAUUUUUUGAUCACAUCCUGGACGUGAAGCCUCACAUAUUUGCAACAUACAACGGCGACUUUUUCGAUUGGAAGUUUGUCGAAGCUAGAGCGACAAUUCAUGGUUUGGACAUGCUAAAAGAAAUUGGAUUCGCCGUUAACCGCGAAGGAACAUAUUCAUGCCGCCCUUGUAUUCAUAUGGAUUGUUUUUGCUGGGUCAAGCGCGAUUCAUACCUCCCCGUGGGGUCGCAGAACCUAAAAGCUGUGGCUAAGGCAAAACUACGGUAUGAUCCGGUGGAGCUGGACCCAGAGGACAUGUGUCGAAUGGCGUCAGAACAACCCCAAAUUUUGUCAAACUAUUCUGUGUCAGAUGCUGUUGCUACAUAUUACCUUUACAUGAAAUAUGUCCAUCCGUUUAUUUUCGCCUUAUGCACCAUUAUUCCGAUGGAGGCUGACGAGGUGCUAAGAAAAGGAUCCGGAACUCUUUGUGAAACGUUGCUGAUGGUUGAAGCUUUUCACGCAAGUGUAAUAUUUCCCAAUAAGCAAGAAUCCGUUCUGAAUAAAAUGACUGAAGACGGUCACGUUUUGGAUCAAGAGACAUAUGUUGGUGGUCACGUAGAAGCGUUAGAAUCUGGAGUAUUCCGAUCGGAUAUUCCUUCACGUUUUAAAUUAGUACCUGAAAUAUUCGACACUUUAAUAGGCAAUGUUGAAAAAACUCUAAAACAUGCACUCGAGGAAGAGGAGCAAGUUCCACUCGAGCAAGUGACUAAUUUUGACGACAUAGUUAGCGAUAUCAAGUCAAAGUUACUAAGUUUACGAGAUAAUCCUAUUCGUCACGAGUAUCCCUUGAUCUACCAUUUGGACGUUGGUGCCAUGUACCCCAACAUUAUUUUAACAAAUCGGCUUCAACCCUCUGCAAUGGUGAACGAAGCAGUGUGUGCGGCUUGCGAUUUUAAUAAACCCGGAGCCUUGUGCCAACGUCAAAUGGAGUGGACUUGGCGAGGAGAAUACAUGCCUGCGUCUCGAAGUGAAUUUCAAAGGAUUCAACAACAGCUUGAAAUGGAAAAGUUUCCUUCUGAAUUUCCCAACGGUCCUCCUCGAGCCUUCUAUCAAUUGAAGAAGGAGGACAGGGCUGCUUACGAAAAGAAACGACUCGUCGAUUAUUGCAGGAAAGCGUACAAGAAAGCGCACGUCACCAAAAUCGAAGUACGUACUCAGACUGUUUGCCAGAGAGAAAAUGCUUUUUACGUCGACACCGUUCGAGCCUUCCGAGAUCGAAGAUACGAAUAUAAAGCUUUAAACAAGAGUGCAAAAAAACAAGUAUCAGAUGCUGUUGCAAGCGGCGAUGCCUCCGAAAUCAAGUCUGCUCAAAAUCGGGAAGUUUUGUACGACUCACUACAGCUCGCUCACAAGUGUAUUUUGAAUUCCUUUUACGGAUAUGUUAUGAGACGAGGUGCCCGAUGGCACAGCAUGGAGAUGGCUGGUAUCGUGUGCCACACAGGCGCAAACAUCAUUCGACGUGCCAGAGAAAUUAUAGAAAAGAUUGGGCGACCCUUGGAGCUAGAUACGGACGGUAUUUGGUGCAUCUUGCCAUCGUCGUUUCCAGAAAAUUUUACUUUUACAACCAAAUUGGAGAAAAAAUCCAAAGUCACCGUUUCUUUCCCGAAUGCGGUACUCAACUUGAUGGUCAAGGAUGCCUUCACCAAUGACCAAUACCACGAACUUUCGGACACAACAAGUUGUGAGUAUGUGGUUAGAAGUGAAAAUUCAAUCUUUUUUGAGGUGGAUGGACCGUACUUGGCAAUGAUAUUGCCUGCCUCGAAAGAAGAAGGAAAAAAGUUGAAGAAACGAUACGCCGUGUUCAACAAGGACAAGAGUUUGGCCGAAUUAAAAGGAUUUGAAAUAAAACGAAGAGGGGAGUUACAGUUGCUGAAAAACUUCCAGUCUUCUGUCUUUGAUGCAUUUCUUAAAGGUGACACUUUGGAAGGAUGUUACAAGCAUGUAGCAAAGGUUGCCGAUUAUUGGCUAGACGUCUUGUAUUCAAAGGCAUGCGAUAUGCCAGAUUCCGAGCUGUUUGAUUUAAUUUCUGAAAAUCGAAGUAUGAGUAGAAAAUUGGAGGAUUAUGGAGCCCAAAAAUCAACCUCCAUCAGUACAGCGAAACGCUUAGCAGAGUUUUUGGGGGAUCAAAUGGUCAAGGACGCUGGUCUCAGUUGUCGUUUUAUCAUCUCGAAGAAACCUGACGGUGCUCCCGUUACUGAAAGAGCAAUUCCUUUAGCUAUAUUUCAAGCUGAGCCAAGUGUAAAGCGUCAUUUCCUGCGACGAUGGUUAAAAGACAACAGCAUUGUGAAUUUUGAUAUUCGUACUCUCCUGGAUUGGGAUUAUUACAUUGAACGAUUGGGAAAUUGUAUCCAGAAAAUUGUCACAAUUCCAGCUUCGAUUCAAGGAGUUGCUAAUCCAGUUCCUCGCGUAGCACAUCCAGACUGGUUACAUAAACGCCUUUUAGAAAAGACAGACGUGUUGAAACAGAGGAAAAUAAAUGAAAUGUUUUCUAUUGCACCAAAACCUUCUGAAGAAGAGAAUCCUCAAGGUUGUGAUAACAAUGUUGGCGAUAUUGAAGAAGUUGGAGGGGCUGUGCGACCGGCUCGCAGCAUGGUUGUUGUUACUUCCUCGCGGAAUCGAGAAAAACGCGGACGAUCUCCCGAUGUUGAUCUCUCUCAACACUGGAAAGAUGCACUAGGCCCUGCCCCUCCCCAGGGGGAUGAUGCAGAAAGCAUUGCAACAUGGCUUAUAUUCCACAAAAAGAAGUGGGAGUAUCAAGCAAAACAGAGGUCCGAAAGAGUUAAAAAAGCAAGACUGACAGAAUCAACUAACGACUUUGGGUUGAACAAUGCUGUUGGAAAAAAGAAUCAGGGGCCCGUUACUUUGGGAGGAUUCUUGCGCCAAGCCCAACAAACUUUGUUGAACUCGCCUUGGCAAGUCAUUCAGGUUGUAGAAACUGGACAGCCAGGACUUUUCAAAGUUUGGGCAAUAGUGGGACAAGAACUUCAUCAAAUCAAAGUGACCGUUCCGCGAGUAUUUUAUCUCAACUCGAAAGAAAUGAAGCCAAAUGGCGACGGGGAACAUUUCAGAAAAUGUAAUAAAAGUUUACCUCGCUCUCAUCCCAACUAUAAUUUAUACGAGUACACCAUUCCUGAAGAACUGUACAAAGCGACCUCCAAUGACCUGUUGGCAGACUUGGCUACUCCAGCAGUGGAAGGAAUUUACGAGACCCAAGUGCCUCUAGACUUUAGAACUCUGAUUCAAAUAGGUGCAAUAUGUGCAGUGGAUAGACAAGCAGCUCGACAGAUGAGAGAUACUGGAGAGUCUUUUGAUCUCAAAAAUUUAAAUUUCGUACCUGUCGCACCAGGCUUUCCGUAUUUGGACUUGUCAGUCGUUAAAUACAUUUACAUUUACUACCAUCAAUCUGGGACAAAGUCUAUGAUUGGAGUUUUUGUGACGCCAGCAUCCAAAGCUACAAUUUUUGUGGUCGACACAGUUCGUACGAACCAAAUGCCAAAUAUGAACGUGUUGUACAAUCUUGCUCGAACCGAAAGAAUUAGCAGAGGCGAUGGAGAGGAUAGAAUGCCAGGUCCAAACUUCACGAUUGAUGUCAAGGUAGAGAUUGAUAUGCGUGCCGUUCAUCGUGGCAUACAUAGGAUACUUCAAGGAUAUAAGGAUGAGAAACGAGGGCCUACAGUGAUUGCUCUACAGUCCAAAAUCAAUUUCACCCACUGGACAUCGGCAGUCCCUGUCAUGGGAGAGUAUCCUAUCAUCCAAAUUCAUGUGAUGGAUGGUGACAACUUGUACGCUUCUCUGGACUGGCAGCGACUUGGAUCAAAAGUUCUGUUGCGCCAUUUUUUACGGAGCAAAGUCAUGCUUUCGGCGGCGAUUGAUCUCAGUCUUUAUUUCCAAGUCCCAGUGGGCAACAUUCCCUCCGAUUCCACAAUGUUUGGCUGCGACAUAUUUUAUGCGCGACAUCUCAUUCGUCAGAAUUUCGUGCUGUGGUGUUCUCAAAGUGAGAGACCUGAUCUUGGUGGAAAAGAGGCUGAUGAUAACAGGUUGAUUACGGAGUUUGAAGAACAUAGUAACAUUGUGCUGAACCAACCGAGUUUUUAUCAAACGGUUUGCGUCGAGUUGGAAUUGGACGGUUUGGCUGUGAAUACACUUUUGCAAGCUCAUCACGUUCACGAUAUUGAAGGAACAAGUGCAACUGUGGCUUUCGAUACGAUGCCACAACAAUCAUUGGAGGAAAUGAUGGGGAAUGCACCCGGCCCAUCGCUUGCCAGUUAUGAUGAAACUGCCCUAUGCAGUGGGGCCUUCAGAGUUUUGAGAACAAUGGUAGCAUCGUGGUUAAGAGAUGUUUCCGUGCACCGAAAUGUUAUUGCUGAUUAUCAACUAAUAAAUUUUUACAGAUGGCUUAGGUCCCCCCAUGCGUUGCUGUACGAUCCAGCACUCCGGAAAUCAUUGAAUAACUUGAUGAAAAAACUUUUUAUUCAACUUGUCGCCGAGUUUAUGAGACUUGGUGCUGUCAUAAUUCACGCAGAUUUCAGCCGACUCAUCAUCUGCACCAAGAAAAGUAGGGUAGCCGACGCGUUAGGCUAUGUUGAGUACAUCACCCAGUCCAUAAAAAAUAAGGAAUUGUUCCACAGCAUUGAUAUAAAAGUUACGCAAGUUUGGGACUGUCUGAUGUGGCUUGACGCGGCAAAUUAUGGGGGCAUCAAGGGGAAAGUCAAGGACACUGAAACCAAAGAAAUGGAAAAGUCGGCGACGAGAAAAAUAUUCAAGACGAAUGGGAAAACUAAAAAUCGAGAUGACGAGGACAACCCAGAUGAUGAAGACGACGAGGUUGAGGAUGAAGAGAAUGAAGUAGAGAGUGAAAUGGAAGAGCUCAACUUGGAUGAUGAUGAGGAAUCAGAGCCAUUUGAGAUGGACAUGCACUGGAGUCUUAUCAACUAUCUACCUGAAGUUGGCAACUGUAAACAGAAUUUCGUUACAACCAUUUCCAGCUACAUAAAAGCAGUAUUUGAACAACUUUUGGAAGAAAUGGACGGAUUUGUACCUGGGCAUACCCCAGUUCGAAGGCGAGGAUUAAGUCAACAAACGCCAAGAAGAAAAUGCAACAACCCCCUUUUGAAAGGUACUGUGGCGUUCUCUCGAGAAUUGGUUCAGGGAGAAUUGGCACAGCUUUUAUUUGGGGUAGUGCAACAAAUAGAAAAGAAAUAUCCGAACCCUGUUGCUACAUCCGACAACAAUUCUGCCACAUUCCGCGUGUCAUAUUUAAUUCCAGAAAAACCUGCACUAGAGUUUAUUAAAGCCGUUCAUAAGGUUCUAUCGCUGGAUGCAAACAUCGAAAGCGAAUCAUUCAAACUGAGGAGAAAUUUACUAAAGCUGAUCAACGUACCAGAGUUUAGUAACAGUGCGCAGUGGGUGGAUCCCUGUAUUUCCAUAAUACUUCCAGAAGUCAUCUGCAAAGUUUGUAAUCAAUGUCGUGACAUUGACUUGUGCAAGGAUCCACAUUUACGAAUAGACAACGACCUGCCAGUGUGGGUGUGUCCUGCAUGUAAAACCAGCUAUGAAACUACCGAAAUUGAGCAAAAUCUAGUGGAAAUGAUUAACAGAAAGUUGAUGGCCUAUGUGUUACAAGAUCUGCAGUGUACGAAAUGCAAUCAGAUAAAGCAAGACAACAUGUUUUUGGUCUGCACGUGCGCUGGUGUUUUAAAAACUUUGAUGGAUGUUCAGCAAACCGCAACAAAAUUGAGAGCAUUUCGAGGAAUCGCAACACACUUUGGGAUGCCUCUGCUUCUUCAAAAUGUCGAAUGGAUAUUGAAAUUAAAUCCACAAUUCGAUAAAUCAUAAUAAUUCAUUUACUCGCAUUUGUAUUCCGUUUUAAUUAAAUCCGGCAUGAUGCCCUCUCAAGAAAAGUGACGUAAAUAUUAUGUUUUUAAUUUAAAUGACACUUGGGUCAAUGCGGAUCGAUUAAAUUAUUAAAGGAAUAUUAGUUAGCUGUUC
Messenger RNA from Folsomia candida, 7362 nucleotides. RefSeq names its product DNA polymerase epsilon catalytic subunit A (gene DNApol-epsilon255). The coding region runs from base 235 to 7209 and encodes 2324 amino acids. The transcript is spliced from 32 exons. Lineage: Eukaryota; Metazoa; Arthropoda; Collembola; Entomobryomorpha; Isotomidae. Gene Ontology annotation, biological process: DNA replication; base-excision repair, gap-filling; nucleotide-excision repair, DNA gap filling. Gene Ontology annotation, cellular component: epsilon DNA polymerase complex; nucleus. The record is from RefSeq and is a predicted model, not a curated record. Gene Ontology annotation, molecular function: DNA-directed DNA polymerase activity; DNA binding; single-stranded DNA 3'-5' DNA exonuclease activity.